AUCGAACGUCUUCAUCGGCUCUAGGAGUUGUAUCCCGUGUCGGUCAUUUCGGAGAAAACUUUUCUGAUUUGAGUGACUUUUAGAAAAUGGCAUCACUUUGCAGUCGACUUAUUUUGAGAAAUUCACGACGAGCAUUUUCGUACUCUGCAGCGCGAUGUGACUUGAAAAAGUUUCCUGAGCCACUGGAACUCGCCACUGGCCUUGAAAAGAAGGAGUUGCUCGCACAUUUGGCUGGUAACGAUGAUCCCUUCAUGAUGGGCUCAAUAAAAAAGCGAGAGACUACGAAAGACAACCCCAUAAUUAUUCCUAGUGCUUUCGAUAGUCGACUUAUCGGUUGUAUUUGUGAAGAGGAACAAACUUACGUCUGUUGGAUGUGGGUGCACGCAGGACCUCCAAGGCGCUGCGAAUGUGGGUACUGGUUCAAACUGGUCGAGAAGACGCCGAUCACGGCACAAUAAAUAAAUAAACAUUAAAUUACAUAGUAAAUCGUUCAAAAGCUUUACUUAGAAAUGCCGUAUGGUUACAAAAAAUAAAGACACAUCCAUCUUUCA
Messenger RNA from Belonocnema kinseyi, 551 nucleotides. RefSeq names its product cytochrome c oxidase subunit 5B, mitochondrial-like. The transcript is spliced from 3 exons. The record is from RefSeq and is a predicted model, not a curated record. NCBI's taxonomy places the organism in Eukaryota, Metazoa, Arthropoda, Insecta, Hymenoptera, Cynipidae. Gene Ontology annotation, biological process: mitochondrial electron transport, cytochrome c to oxygen. The coding region runs from base 87 to 458 and encodes 123 amino acids. Gene Ontology annotation, cellular component: mitochondrial envelope.